Molecule: messenger RNA, 2505 nt
Organism: Strongyloides ratti
Lineage: Eukaryota; Metazoa; Nematoda; Chromadorea; Rhabditida; Strongyloididae
Product: Novel protein
Exons: 2
Coding region: 1-2505 (834 amino acids)
Biological process (GO): protein phosphorylation
Molecular function (GO): ATP binding; protein kinase activity
Source: RefSeq, a predicted model, not a curated record
AUGGAUUACUUCUAUAAAAUUAAAGAUACUGUAUCACAAGUUGCUGCACAAGCUAGUAAAGUUUUACCUGGUAAUCCAAUAACAAGAGAAUAUGAAGUCAAAGAAUUAUUAGCAACAGCAGGACCAGGUUUACUUUGGAAAAUUCAUUGUGGAUAUAAACGAUCAACAAAACAAAAAUGUGCUGUUUGGUUUUUUGAAAAGAAUGAUAUUGAAAAAUGGCCAAAAGAAGAUAAGGAACAAUUUUUAAAUAUUAUAAGAAAAAAUGUUUUAACAUUAACUAGGAUAAGGCAUAAUAGAAUUUUAAUUGUAGAACAUGGAAUUGAAGAAUCAAGGGAAUCUAUUGCUUUUUGUACUGAACCAAUAUUUGCAUCCUUAGAAAAUAUCUUUAAACCAACAAAUGCUCCUUACAAUCCAGAUUUAAAAGAUUAUGAAUUGGAAGACUUAGAAAUAAAACAUGGAUUAUUUCAAAUAGGAGAAGCUUUGACUUUUUUACAUAUUGAUUUAAAGAUGGUACAUAGAAAUAUUUGUCCAGAAAGUAUUAUUAUAAAUGAACGUGGUGCAUGGAAAUUAGGAUGUUUUGAAUUUAGUUGUAAUGAAGUUUUAAAUUCUCAAAAUAUAGGAAAUACAAUUUCUUUUCCAUGUUUAAAUUGGGAUCAACAAAAAAUGAGUGCUACACAGGCAAAUUUAAAUUUUAUAGCUCCAGAACAUAUUAAUCAAAAAGAAUGUUAUCCUUCUUCUGAUAUGUUUUCUUUAGGAGUUUUAUCAUAUGCUUGUUUUAAUCAAGGAAAACCUAUUUUUGAACAUAAAAAUAACUUAAACACAUUUAAAAAUAAUUCAAGGAAACUUGAAGAUAUUACAACAACUCAAGUUGCAAAAAUACCUGCAGAGUUUCAAAAUGAUGUUAAAAAAUGUUGUGCUUUAAAUCCAGUGUUUAGACCGGAUUGUGCACAAUUUACAAGACUUGUAUAUUUCGAUACGAUUCAAAUAAAAACCUUAAAUUAUUUAGAAAAUUUAAUGCAAAUGGAUCAUAAUCAAAAGAUAGUAUUUUUCAAAGGUCUUCUUCAAGUAUUUAAUAAAUUUCCAAAAAGAACAUUAUUUCAAAAAGUUUUACCAUUUUUAAGUAGUGAAUUUUCUACACAUCAACUAAUACCAUUUAUUUUACCUAGUAUAUUUCAAAUGGCAGAGAUGUCAAAUAACAUUGAAUUUUCAAGAUAUAUUUUACCUUCAUUGAUACCAGUAUUUAGUAUUCAAAGACCAUAUCAAAUUUCUUUAUUACUUUUACAAAAAAUGGAAUUGUUGUUAAAGAAGACUCCUGAAAGUGAUAUUAAAAAACAUGUACUUCCUUUACUUUAUAAUUCUUUACUAAGUGAAACUGAUAGAAUACAAGAGUUAUGUUUAACUAAUAUUCCUACAAUCGGUAAAUUAGUAGAUAGAGAUAUUAUGAAAAAUCAAUUAUUACCAAGAAUUUUAAAAUUAGUAACAGAUGGAAAUAUUAUAUCUAUUAAAAUUCAAGCUUUACUUUGUUUAGCUAAAUUAAUGCCAAAUUUAGAACAUUGGAUGGUAUCAGAUCAAAUAAUUCCAGUGUUAUCUAAAGUGACAUGCAAAGAACCUGGUGUUUUGAUGGCAAUUUUGGGUGUUUACAAAUUAGCGUUUGAAUCGGAAAAAUUUGGAAUUUCUCGUGAGUUAAUUGCUAGAAAUACUUUACCAUUUCUAAUUUCUACAUCAAUUGAAAAUACUUUGAACUUAUCACAAUUUGAAAGUUUUAUGUUGCUUAUUAAACAAAUGUUAUCAAAAAUGGAAUCAGAACAACGAUCUCGUUUACAACAAUUAAGUGCUGGACAAGAGGAGCAAAGAGCGGUGGCAGACUUUAAUGAAUUAAUAAAUCAAAAAACUUCUACUGUUACAAAUACUGAUAAGGCAGUAAAGGAUUUAGAUGAUUUCUUCAAAAAUACAAAUACAAAAACCCCUGAAGUUAGUAAACCUACGACAAUUGAUAAUAUUUUUGAGCCAAAAAGUAAAACAUUAGAUACUUCAUCAACAAAGAGCGAACCUAACAAUGAUUUGUUUGAUUUCACAGAAUUUUUAAAACCAAAACCUACUGCUCCAGUGGUACAAACAAAUUCUCCUUUUAAUAAUAUAAGUUUCCCAUCUCCACCAAGUGUAGUAAAUUCAAUUAGUAGUACCAAUUCACCAUUAAAUUUCGACAAACCAUUUUCAAAUAAUGUAGAAAAGCAUAAUACAUUUUUAACACAACAAACUAGCAUCCCAUCAAUGUCUAAUACCUUUGCCAAUAAUGGAUUUUUUAAUAAUCAAGAACCAACUAUUCCUGUUUCAAAACCUGUUGCUAAAGGAAAUGACCCAUUUGCUGAUUUAGAUCCUUUUGCCAAAACUAGAGGACCUCCAAUGAAUUCUUUAUCAACAAAUAAAUCUACAAGUAAAACAAAUAAUUUAUUUGAUAAUUGUCAAAAAUCUGCUAAUAAUCAACUAAAUGAUAUUUUUGGUUAA